AUGGAGAAGCUCAAGGCGAAGCGGACUUCCCGACGAUCCUUGAACAGUCGGAUCAUCAACGAGGCAAGUGCCCUUUUUCGUAGCGACUCCGCAACGCAUGAGCAGCUCGACUCCAUCUACGAGAGGCUGAAGGCAAAUAAUAACGAACUAAACAAUAUAAAUGUGGAACUAAAGAGCCUAAUUACGGACGAAGAAUUCCAAGCCGAGUACGAAACAGUCUUGGAAUAUGAGGACAACGCGACGCGUACCCUUGCUGAGCUGACGAGCAGGCGGGACCGCAUUUCAAGUGUGACUGCGCACGCAGCCGAGGGUUCAACGUCGGCUACCCAUACCAUUGCGUCACCAUCGGAAAGGACGGGAGCCAAGCUACCAAAACUCACGAUCACUCCCUUCUCUGGAGAUGUGUGUAAAUGGGUGGAGUUAUGGGAGCAAUUUGAACAGAUUGUUCACAACAAUGCGAGUCUUACCGCCACUGAGAAGUUUCAUUAUUUGCGACUAUUUCUCAAAGGAGACGCUGCUUCAGCGGUCGCGGGUCUUCCAACUACGCAAGAAUGCUAUAAGGACGCCAUAGACAUGCUGCAGAAGCGCUUCGGGGACAAGACGCGCCAGGAGCAGGAAUACUUCGCAAGGUUACACCUGACUCCUGUUCGUUCAUCUGGUGACACAAGAGCCCUCCGACAACUCUACGACCACGUACUCGUCAACAUCCGAGGCCUAGAGUCAUUGGUUGUGGACAGGUCACCGUUUUCGUCCAUGCUCUGCGACAUCAUCCUUAGGGCGGUGCCCAGAGACGUCGUAGUUAACUACCAUCGUGCAUGCGCUGCGCAAGUCGAGAGUGCUACCGCGGACAAUGCUGCUGGUUCUUCGAAACUAGACGGUCUACUCAAACUCCUUUCGAUCGAACUGGAAAGCCUGGAGAAGAGUGACUAUAAGGACAGCAGCGUGCGAGACAGCGGCGGUCAACUUACAUCAAACCAGCCAUACCGCGGUCGCUACUAG
Molecule: messenger RNA, 999 nt
Organism: Dermacentor silvarum
Lineage: Eukaryota; Metazoa; Arthropoda; Arachnida; Ixodida; Ixodidae
Exons: 1
Coding region: 1-999 (332 amino acids)
Source: RefSeq, a predicted model, not a curated record